Lathyrus sativus (Indian pea) is the source of this 315-nucleotide messenger RNA. The record is from the annotation of a GenBank genome assembly. Lineage: Eukaryota; Viridiplantae; Streptophyta; Magnoliopsida; Fabales; Fabaceae.
AUGAUGAAGAUGAUGAACGCUGAAUCCAAAUCAUAUACACCCUUCCAUUGGACACGUAAGUCCGUGCCUAAAGAUGAACUCGAAGCCGGAAAUAAAAUAAUGAAAAUGUUACAAAAAGCAGAUAUGAAUAACGAUGGUUGUUAUUCAAAGGAUGAGAUCAAGAAAGCUCUAAAGAAUUUAGGUGCCUACUUCCCUGGAUGGAAAGCAAACCGAUGUUUGAAGAAACUUGAUGCAGACAAAGAUGGCAAAAUUAAUGGUGAUGAAAUUGACGAUUUGGUUAAUUAUCUUAUUCAUCAUGGGUUCGGAAAGAAGUGA